Messenger RNA from Cryphonectria parasitica EP155, 732 nucleotides. RefSeq lists its product as uncharacterized. Gene Ontology annotation, biological process: CUT catabolic process; TRAMP-dependent tRNA surveillance pathway; U4 snRNA 3'-end processing. The transcript has 2 exons. The annotation marks the transcript as partial. Gene Ontology annotation, molecular function: RNA binding. Gene Ontology annotation, cellular component: nuclear exosome (RNase complex); cytoplasmic exosome (RNase complex). The record is from RefSeq and is a predicted model, not a curated record. Lineage: Eukaryota; Fungi; Ascomycota; Sordariomycetes; Diaporthales; Cryphonectriaceae.
AUGGCUUCGACGACGGGACCUCUGGUCCUCCCAGGAGACGCGUUAGAUCCUUCACAUAUCCCGUCCCAUCCCAAAAAAGCUUUGCAAUUGGGACCUGGACUGCGGCACAUCCUCCCGAGCACGAUUUUACCCACCGUGGCGGGACAACUCGUCACAGACAGGAGAAAGAACUCUGUGUGGGUUGAGUACAAUGGAGGGCGGUACGUUCCAUCUCAGGGCGACCUGGUCAUAGGUCAAGUCCACCACGGCGCCGCCGAUUUCUACUACGUACAACUCACCCCUCACACUUCCAACGCGUUGCUCCCCGUCCUCGCCUUCGAGAUGGCCACCAAGAAGACGCGCCCACAGCUCGCACCCGGCCAGCUCGUCUACGCACGCGUGUCCCUCGCAAACAAGCACAUGGACGCCGAACUGGAGUGUGUCAACCCUGCCACAGGCAAAUCCGACGGGCUGGGUCCCCUCAAUGGCGGCAUGCUAUUCUCAGUGUCGCUGGGCUUUGCGCGGAGGCUGCUCAUGCCAAAGAGCACUACAGAGGGAGGCGUCGUCGUGCUUGAAGAGCUCGGGAGACUAGGACUGCAGUUUGAGAUCGCUGUGGGACGAAACGGCAGGGUGUGGGUGAGUAGUGAUGCUACAAGGUCGAUCUUAAUAGUUGGUCGAGCUCUGAAAGAGACGGAUGAGGGGAGACUGGAGGUGGAUGCGCAGAAGAAGUUGGUCAAGAAGCUGGUCAGGGAA